Molecule: messenger RNA, 2044 nt
Organism: Physella acuta
Lineage: Eukaryota; Metazoa; Mollusca; Gastropoda; Physidae
Source: RefSeq, a predicted model, not a curated record
GGCGCGAGGUGUGAUUAGCGUGGCGUGGAGAGGUUAAAACGAACGUCAUUGCAUGAAAAGAUUUGAUGUGGUUGUACGUAGGUUAACUUUUGAUUACAAGAUUAAACGGAUAUGUGUAAAUUUAGAUGUUGAUUUCUAUUUACAGUUAUUAUAACACACAGAAGAAAAUGUAAAGAUUUUAUAAUAGUUUUUGGAUAAGUGUUGUGCUAAAAAGAAACACACAAUUUAGUAGAUGCUUUAGACUUAUAACAAGCAAAAUAACAAACCAUUUUUUUAGUAAUGCGGGUAGUCAGCUAAGAGCAAAAUGCAGUGAUUAAACUCAAAGUAUAAAUUUCUGACAGUUGAUUGAUUCAAAAUAAGAAAAUGGUAUUAGACGCUUGACUCUUUCAAUGGAAGUGAUGUUCUAGGUUAGUUAAAUACUUAACUUUAAACUGAAACGAAACAAAACAAAAACUAGAUGGAGAAGGGCGAGUUUAUCUUCGGCGUGAGGCCAGAAUGUUUAUUUAUCAACACGCAACUCGGCAACAGGAAUCCGUUUCUGCGUGACGUCACUAAACCAAAUGAAAAUCCUGGCAUCCCCAAACACCUACAGAGCCUGUACGACUUCAAAGACUUCGCCAAAUACCCGGAUGCGUACUGGAAGCUCCGCGAGAGUCUGGAACCGGACGUGAUGGAAGCCAGCAUGAUUGACCGAGACCUGUACCGGAAGCAGCAGAUCUCCAGCCUCAAGCUGACCACCAUGGACAGGACGCCGCCCUCAUCACGUGACCCGUUUAUCAAAUGGCGCGGGAAAGCCGGAGACCCGUUGUUUUAUCCCCGGAAACAGACGGCCCAUCAUGUCAGGCGAGCCAAGACAAGCUCUCCUCAUAGGGCAGGUGGUAGCUCUAAGACCAACACUCAAGCCGACGCUACAUCGCAGCUGGAAAUCAACGCCAAGUCAUACCAUAACGCCAACAACAAACACAACACGAUAGUACUCGAGUCGGUGUCAGCUCUGGCUAAAGACACAGAGACAGACAGCGUGUUCACGCAACCUCAUUACCCUAGCCCGGGCAGAAGCGAAGUCUUAGAAACGAUGCCGGCGCUUUCUCAAACCUGGACUAGCCGGCAGAAUUUGAAAUCGUACGACGUUCAAGCAACAAGCACUACCUCGCUUGCUAGUAACCUACUCUCAAAAACGAAUUCCGACACCCGGAAGUUUCCCAUCAAACCUUCUGUGAUCAGCGUAGAGUUGGACCCACCUGAUUCCUUCAAUAGACCUAGGCUCUUCACCCAGAGAAGUCGAGCUCCAAGCAACGCGUUCUCAACAACUCGCGCUGAGGAAGCAUCAACUACUCACACCACGCCUGCCCGACGGAUAAAAACAGCCAGCACCUACACGACAGAACCCGACAUUGAAGCACAUUCCGACCCUGAAACUGUAACUUUAAACCAUUCCACGGCUGACUUUGAACUUGCAAAUGGAGUUACUCCAUCUCCUGAAAAUAUUGAAGAGGCAUCAUUGGUUAUCGACACCCACGCCCAAGUUAGUACAACAAAGAAUCAAACAUCUGACAGCACAGUACACGACACCGCAGGCACGUCACCCUCAGCUCUGGGGUUCAGACCUAGACAAUCACCCGUCCCCCUGAAGACGCUCCACUUAGAGAUGUUUAAGCCAACUGACACAGGGAAGGCAACGCCCCAGCAACAGACAGUAAGCCAGGAAGCUGGUGGAUACAAACUUGACAUUGUCAACAGUCCAGCACCGAAUGACCCUGAGGACGUAGACAGCAGACGACCACCACUGCCAGAAAACGAGGAGCAUGUCUGCAUCCUCAACAAAAACGCCUUCGCUUACAGGAAGAACUACGUCAAAUCCGGGAAAAAACACAGGAAGAAUUCUCGCCCUUCCAAGUCAGCCAACAGUGUCUGCUUGAAAAUCUCCGCUUGUUUCUAACAGAGACAACUCAUUUUAAUUUUUCAACAGUGCUGUCCCUUGAUUUGUGAGCGAGUGACCGAUUAUUUAAAGAAAAACAAUCAGAACAAUAUUAUUCUUAUAUAA